This is a messenger RNA of Effrenium voratum, 1623 nucleotides long. The record is from the annotation of a GenBank genome assembly. Lineage: Eukaryota; Dinophyceae; Suessiales; Symbiodiniaceae.
AUGGGUCUGCUCUGGGGAGUCACCGUCCGAGCGGAGGACGCAGAUGCGGAGGACGAGGACGAGGAUGAAGAAGACUUCCCAGAAUCCGUCCACGUUCUGAAAGACGGCACGUUCGACGACUUCGUGAAGAGCCACGAGCGCGUGCUCGUGGAGUUCUACGCGCCGUGGUGUGGGCACUGCCAGCAGCUGGAGCCCGAGUACAACCAGGCGGCCGAUGCGCUCCGCAUGGAGGGGGCCAAGUCUGUGCUUGCCAAGGUGGACGCCACCGCAGAGCCGGGGUUGGCGGAGCGCUUCGAGGUGAAGUCGUACCCCACCUUGAAGUACAUCCUGAACGGAGGCGACCCCAUCGAGUACGACGGCCCGCGCAAGGCGGACGGCAUUGCCGAGUGGCUCAGGAAGCGCGAGAAGCCGGCGGUGGAGGAGAUCGCGGAGUCGGAGGCGGAGGCGUUCGUGGAGAAGGCAUUGGGUGCCAAUUCCUUCGCCGUCGUGGCGCACUUGAAGCAGAAGUCUGCUCGCGCAAAGGCCUUUUUCAAGUCCGCGGAGGCCCUGGCGGAUUACAAGGCCUCCAAGCUGAGGUUUGCCGCGGUGUGGCUGCCAAAGACUGCAGACCCCAAGAAGGACGCGCGCAUGGCGAUGUCCCGUCCCGGCAUGAGCGAUCCAGAUCCAAAGAAGUUGGAUUUCUCUGGGCCCUGGACGGAUGGCGGCAUCAGCAAGUGGGUCAAGCAGAGCACCUACGGCGCCGUGGGCAGCGAGUUCAAGCUCGAGAAGUACGGCGCGGAGGCAGUGGGCGCUGUUGGGGCCAAAGGUUCUGUUGUGGGCAUCUUCGAGGAUGAGGAGGCUGGCAAGGCUCUCGCCGCGACGCUUCACAAGGUGGCGGCGGCUGAGCCGCAGUGGCGCUGCACUGCAGUGCUGCGGAAGUCACUGGAUGCUGCGGAGGCGGUGGCCGACAAGGGUGGCGCAUCUCAGAUCACGGUGCUACACGGGGAGAAGAGGUACGUGCUGCAGGACGAUCUCACGCCAGAGGCGGUGAAGAAACUACUGGCGGACGUCUUGGCCAAGAAGGCGAAGCCGUACUACAAGAGCGCGCCGCCACCGGCGCAGGUGGUGGAAGACGGGGUCACUGUGCUCACUGGCGAAACCUUUGAGCAGAUUGCCAUGGACCCCAAGAAGGACGUCUUCGUGGAGUUUUACGCGCCUUGGUGCGGCCACUGCCAAAAACUCUCCCCGGUUUGGUCGGAGCUGGCCAAGAAGGUGGAGAAGGAUGGCUUUGCCAAGAAGGGCGUGGUGGUGGCCAAGAUGGAUUCCACGGCGAAUGAGUGCGAGGAGAGCGUCAGCGGCUUCCCCACGCUGGUGCUGUACCCGGCGGUGAAGAAGGAGAAGAAGAUGCGGCAGAAACUGAUCUUCUCGGGAGCCCGGGACUUCGACCCCUUGAUGGACUUCCUGGUAGAGAACGCGGUGAACUUGGAGGGCGUGGAGCUGGGUUUUGCGUCGUUGGGCAAGAAGCCUUCCCUGGCGCGGGGCCGAGGAGCUUUGAUGCGAGACUUUGCAGCCUGGGUCCAACGUUACGACCCAUCUGAAAGCUCUUGGGCUGAAGCCACUGGUUUAGGCAAGGGACCCUGUUGA